Saprolegnia parasitica CBS 223.65 is the source of this 1060-nucleotide messenger RNA. RefSeq lists its product as hypothetical. The transcript has 4 exons. Gene Ontology annotation, biological process: tRNA modification. The record is from RefSeq and is a predicted model, not a curated record. Lineage: Eukaryota; Oomycota; Saprolegniomycetes; Saprolegniales; Saprolegniaceae. Bases 38 to 907 code for a protein of 289 amino acids. Gene Ontology annotation, molecular function: RNA binding.
UGAAGAUUGGGACCAACCAAACACCGAUUGUUGCAGCAUGAGCACGACCGAGGCCAAGACGGGCACGAAGCGCAAGGCUGCGUGGCAGCCGCCGGUUUACAAGAAGCGCAAUGUGGCGUCGACGGCCAAGGGCUUUGCCGGCGUCCUCGUGACGUGCGACCGCACCAAGGAACGCCAGGUCGUCAAGGACAUCCUCAACAUCCUCAACGACACGGCCGAUAAGCACUACCCCAAGGACGUCGACGAAAACGAUGACGACGACGACGACGCCGACGAUGACUCGAAGACGUCGGCCGAGAAGCUCGCGGAGGAAAUCAAGGGCCUCAAGAAGGACAAGGGUCGCUUCAUUGCACUCGACUCGGGCGUGAAGGGCAUCAUUAUGAUCCAAAUCGCUGACAAGAAGAUCCCGGUCGUUGCGCUGGUCAACCACAUCUUUGAAGAGAUCGAGGCGACCAAGCAGUUUUCGUCGCGCUUUAUCCAGCGUGUGAUUCCGCUGGAAAACCUGUGCUUCCCGGAUAUCGCCGAGAUCACGGAGGCGGUCACGCCGUACAUUGAGCGCCACUUUAAGGACACGAAGGACCUGACGUUUUCGGUCGAAGUCAAGAAGCGCAACUCGGGCAACAUUGCGUCCAUGGACAUCAUCAACGCAUGCGUCGCCGUCGUUGGGUCUGCGCACAAGGUCAACCUUACAACGCCCGACGUGGUCAUUUUGAUUGAAAUCUUUAAGAACGUGUGCGGUGUGAGCGUCGUCACCAACUUUCACCAGUUCCGCAAGUUUAACGUGCGCUCGAUCUUGGACCCGCCGCCGGUGACGGGCACGAAGAAGGAGUCGUCGAAGAAGACGACCGAGGAAAAUGCCGCCAAGAAGGACGCGACGGAGGAAGAGGACAAGGAAGACGAUGCGUAAAGUCUCGCAGCAUGGAUGCGUCGUUCUCUCCGAUUCCGACCCGCGACUAGCCCUUCACUAUGUAGAUGCAAAAAUCAGUUCUUAUUUGCGCCAAUAUUUCGACGCUAUCCCACCAGAGCGCGGUGGAAUGGCUCGAAAAUUUAUCCACUCGAG